Messenger RNA from Chilo suppressalis (striped riceborer), 2872 nucleotides. NCBI's taxonomy places the organism in Eukaryota, Metazoa, Arthropoda, Insecta, Lepidoptera, Crambidae. The record is from the annotation of a GenBank genome assembly.
AAUUUUAUAUUCCUGUCGUGGCCAAUGCACAAACCGUGCGAGCCAUUAAAAUAAUAAGAAUAAUAAUAAUAAAAAAAAUAUAUUUACAUCUUAGAGAAAGGUAAAUAUACCAGAUUUACAUUGAAUUUUAUUAAUUUGUUCACUUUUGUUUGUUUAAAAAUGGAGCAUAAACGUUUGGGAAGCUACGGACUAUGCAGAUGUUGCUUAACCAAGGGAUAUCAUCGCGAUAUUAUGAAGGAAUAUUACAACAAUGGGGCAAGAGAAGUCUACUAUGAUGUUUUUAUGGAAUCAUAUAAUCUUUUUCUAUCAACAGAUGUUAACUUAAGUAAGCUGAUAUGUAUGUCAUGUGUGCAGCAACUAAGAGCUGCAACCAGUUUUCGUACAAUGGUUGUCUCGACGGAACAGCGCUUGCUUGAAGCGCUCAAAGAGGGAACCGAUAAGAAGGAAAUGGUCUUUGUGAAUGUUCCGGUAGAACAUGUUUCCGAGGUUCCAGUGAAACAAGAACAGGGAUUUGAGGUGAAAUUUGAACCGGACGACUAUGAUGAUGAUUGCACGGUCCAAGAUCCAGACUAUGUGCCAGAUAAGGAAUACUUUGAUAUUGCACCCCUCAGGUCUGAUGGAAACGAAGACUUGGUGGCAGGUGAGGCUGAACUCCUUGCCAGAUUUCCACCAGUGCGGCUGCCCACAAGAGCGACGCUUCACAAAACUUGCGCAGAAUACGCGAAACACCUUAAUAUUCUUAAAGGUAUCAUUGUCUUGCCGAGUACAAUAGGGAAACUUCUCGAGGAAAACGCAAUCAAAACUAAAUUGGACUACAAAAAAGUGUUUGUCACGGAGAAAAUGGCUCACAUAAUCAACGCGUCGACCCUCCUAGAACACUCCAACAUCACACCGUUCAGAAGCAGAAGCCGGAGUGGCUUCCCGUGUUUUUACUGCAGACACCUAUUCGACAACUUGGAUAAACUGAAAGAGCACACGUCCGAACAUAAAAAGACUGAAAUCAAAAAGGUUUUACGCAAUUACGGCGCCGAAUGUCUGGUCGUAUACGCUGACAUCACCAACUUGUGCUGCACGAUAUGUAACACGAGCAUUUCUAACUUGAACGAACUGAAAACCCAUCUAAGCAGAGAACAUAAGAAGAACAUGUAUUUAGAUUACAACGACCGGGUGAUACCUUUCAAACUGACGCCGAACAACGUUUACGAGUGCCAAAUGUGCGGCUUCAAUUUCGAGACUUUCGGCUCCAUAGAACGCCAUAUGAACGUCCACUUCAGGAAUUAUGUUUGCAAAGAUUGCGGUACUGGAUUCGUGACUCGCUACCGAUUGAAAGUGCACGUUAAGAGCAUGCAUGUAGGUGGCAGUUUCCCUUGCGAGAUUUGCAAGAAGGUGUUCACGACACAGCAGAAGCACAAGAACCACGUGAACACAGUGCACAAUAUGGUGAAACGGUUCAAGUGCACCAUAUGUCCGGAGAGGUUCUCGGAGUAUUUCAGAAGGCAGAAACACAUGGUGCAACAACACGGUGUGGCGCCAUUGCAAUAUAAAUGCAACGUGUGCGACAAAUCUUUCGAUAGAAGAUACACUUUGUCGAGGCAUAUGAAGCGCGACCAUUUGGAGGAGAGGGACUACCAAUGCCACCUGUGCUCGUACAAAUGCUUCACCAACAAUGAAUUGCGUGUUCACAUGAUCAAACAUAACGGCGAGCGGAUAUUCGAAUGCGCUGUAUGCAAAAAGUCGUAUGCUAGAAAGAAGACUUUGAAGGAGCACAUGAGAAUCCAUAAUAACGAUAGGCGCUUCGCUUGCGCCGUCUGCGGGCAAGCGUUCGUACAAAAAUGCAGUUUGAAAGGCCAUUUGAAAACGCACCACCAUGAGUAUAAUUUGCAAUGAGGUUUCCAUUCGAUACGACCAACUAGGAAUGCUGGAAAAUAGCUGGGUUUUGAAGACCAGUGGGAAUUUAGGCACUUGGCCUCCACGCCGACGAUGAACGAAAAGCGAGUAGAGCUAGGAACUAGAAACGAGUUGGUGAGCAGCGGGAUUCAAGUGUGGAGUUCUAAUAGUUUUAUCGCUGAACUAUAAGCGAGUGUGCGAGUACGACGGGCGAUUAUUCGCGCCACUCGCUCCGAAGACAACCUUGAGCAAGUUUGAGCGAGUAUUAUCUAUUAUAGCUCUUGUCGCUUAGCGACAAAAUAGUGGAGAAAGUUCUUGCCGGCAGUGUGGACAAUCAAUGAUCAACAAUUUAUCUAAUAUGCAUCUCUUUUUGCUUACACCGAAUGUUAAGAUAUGGAUUGUAAUCUUGGAUUUUAAUGAAAUAAAAUAAGAUUCCUAUUUUAAAAGGAAAGUUAUUGAUUAAUGCAUUUGUGUAAAUACAUACUAUAAAUUGUUAUACAGUCAGUCCUCGUACUUACGGCAUGUUAGAUUCUCGAAAUACGCGACGUAAAUCGAAACGACGUAAGUCGAGACAUCGCCACGGACGCCGACCCAAGGACAUGGACCUCGCGACAAGUGAAUUCUCCUAUGCCGGAAAUCGAAACAAUUGACGUAUGCUUGAGGAAUAGUGUCAAAACAUUGUUCGACAUAAAUCAAAACGACGUAAGUCGAGGACUGCCUGUAAUGUAAGAAUAAUUAAAAUAAGCAGAGUAGGUACUAUGGUAACAUACAACAGCAUUAGCUGGUUUACUAAUUAGUUAAUUAUAGUGCGAUUCAAGGGCGUCGUCAGGCGAUUAUGGGGUCAUCCCCCAUCAUCUUCCCCUGCCCCCUUCUGGCGACACAACCAUCCCCUCAAAUUGUAGCAAAUUCUGCAAUCAAUAUCGAACUUCAAAGGCUAUGUUUGGAAUUAAAUAAAACAACAUCUCUUAUAUACAUCUGAUUUUUU